AUGAAUGUAGUGCAGAACAUGUCCACGAGGAGCCCGGAGACGAGAGGGGAGGCCUGGACGAGCUUGGCGACGGCAUCGCGGACGUGGGAUUUGUAUGAGUCCAUGAAGAAUUUGACGACGUCUUUCACGGUGGAGUCGACGGCGGCGUCGUUGGGAGGGAGGUCGACGAACUUGACCCGGUCGGAGAGCGCGGCGGCGGCGAGGGAUUUGGUGUGGCUGGCGUAG
Linum trigynum is the source of this 225-nucleotide messenger RNA. The record is from the annotation of a GenBank genome assembly. Lineage: Eukaryota; Viridiplantae; Streptophyta; Magnoliopsida; Malpighiales; Linaceae.